AUGGCGCUCGCCCAUCGCCAUAUGAAUUUUACAAGCUUCUCAAGCCGUGUGGCAUCGAGCCUCGGCCAUAGGGUCCAGCUGCCGCCGGCGGGCCUGGUGCGUGCAGGUGUUCGGCGUGCCAGGGCGUCCGUGCGCGCGGGAGCGGCCAAGCAGCACCUAUACACACAGCUGUCAGAUUCUCUCGACCAGCCUUCGCCGGGAUUCGACAGUAUAGCCUCGGCACUGCAAGACUUGCAGGCAGGCAAAUUUGUAGUGGUGCUGGACGACGAGGAUCGCGAGAAUGAGGGCGACCUUAUCAUUGCGGGUGACAAGGUCACGACGGAGGCCAUGGCUUUUAUGGUCGAGUACACCAGCGGCGUCAUCUGCAUCGCCAUGCCGGGCGCCGACCUCGACCGCCUGCGGCUGCCGCUGAUGGUGGACUCGCGCGAGAACAACGAGAGCAUGUACACUGCAUUUACGGUCACCGUCGACCUGAAGGAGGGCACCUCCACGGGCAUCAGCGCCGCCGACCGCGCGGCGACGAUCCGCGCCAUGUCAGAGCCCGCCGCCAGGGCCGACGACUUCCGGCGCCCCGGCCACAUCUUCCCGCUGCGCUACCGCGACGGCGGCGUGCUCGUGCGCCCCGGCCACACCGAGGCCGCCGUCGACCUGUCGCGGCUGGCGGGCAGCUUCCCGGCGGGCGUGCUCUGCGAGAUAGUCAACAAGGACGACGGCAGCAUGCAGCGCACGCCGCAGCUGCUCGCGUUUGCGCAGCAGCACGGCCUCAAGUGCAUCACCAUCGCCGACCUCAUCCGCUACCGCCUGCGCCACGAGCAGCUGCUGGCCCACGUCGCGUCGGCGCCGCUGUACACGCGCCACGGCGACUUCACAGCGCACGUGUACCGCUCCCUGGUCGACGGCGCGGAGCACGCCGCGCUCGUCUGCGGCACGCCCGCGGCGCGCGCCGCGGCGACGGCGCGCCACGGCGGCCUGCCCGCGGCGGUGCACGCGCAGAGCUCGCUCGUGGACGUGUUUGGGUCGCUGCACUGCGGCCGCGGGGGCUUCCUGGAUCAGUCGCUUGCCGCGAUUUCGGCAGAGGGCGCUGGCGUGUUGCUGUACACCAAGACGCACCAGGAGCAGUUUGGCGGCACCGCUGCCGGCGGCCGCGGCGGCAUGGCGGCGGAGCUGCAGGCGUACGCGGAGCAGCAGCGGGAGUGCGGCACGGAGGGCGGCGGCGGCGGCGGCGAGGCGGGGCCGAGCGCGGCGCUGGCGGACUUGAGAGACGACGCGGUAGCGGCGCACAUGCUGCGCCACCUCGGCGUGGGCGCCGUGCGCCUGCUCUCCGGCAGCGAGGCCGACGCGCGGCGGCUGCGCGCGUUUGGGCUCGAGGCGACGAGCGGAGGGGGCGGCGCGGCCGGCGGCGCGGCGGCGAACGGCGCGGCGCACCACCCCAGCGGCGGCGUGGACCUCCGGUCGCCCGCGGCGGUGUGA
Monoraphidium neglectum is the source of this 1470-nucleotide messenger RNA. RefSeq lists its product as hypothetical. Gene Ontology annotation, cellular component: cytosol. The record is from RefSeq and is a predicted model, not a curated record. Gene Ontology annotation, biological process: riboflavin biosynthetic process. Gene Ontology annotation, molecular function: 3,4-dihydroxy-2-butanone-4-phosphate synthase activity. NCBI's taxonomy places the organism in Eukaryota, Viridiplantae, Chlorophyta, Chlorophyceae, Sphaeropleales, Selenastraceae. Bases 1 to 1470 code for a protein of 489 amino acids. The transcript has a single exon.